Molecule: messenger RNA, 225 nt
Organism: Arctia plantaginis
Lineage: Eukaryota; Metazoa; Arthropoda; Insecta; Lepidoptera; Erebidae
Source: the annotation of a GenBank genome assembly
AUGGUGAUUCCUAUUGUUAUGCUGUUCGGUGCCGCCGCCUUCGCGGCUUACUGGACGGCGAAAUAUUUUAACGAAGCUCAAGACAUGGAAUAUAAGCGUAGUAUGGGGUCACACCACACUGGGCGUCACCACAGCGGCAACUUUUUAGAUCAAUUUAUUCCAAUUUUCAGAAGGUCUAAUCAAAAUGCAUUCGUGAAGCAAGAAUAUAUUGAAUUUAGAGAAUGA